AUGGAAGGGUUCGAUGAGGAAGAGUUUAAGAAAUUCUUCCCUAGUGGCUUUGGGAAGCAGACGAAAGAAGCAGAUAUCAAGACCCAGAUUGACCGAACGAAGCGAAAGGCGGCAGUCGAGACAUCCAAUGCGCGAGCAAUAGAGAAAGCCUCCGGCCCGUCACAGGAAUCAACUAAUGAUAAAGAUGACGCUGGCUCUGAUGCGGAUUCUGAUUCUGAUUCUGAUGGAUCGGAUGAUGAAUUCCCAGUUUCACAUAACCUUGUCUUCAAAACACAUGAGAGAGCUGUGACUACAAUAACACUCGAUACAGCCGGAGCGCGAAUGAUAACGGGUUCAACAGAUUGUACUGUUAAAUUCCAUGAUUUUGCGUCGCUAACGCCAUCGACACUGCGCGCAUUUAAAUCCGUGGAACCAAACGCAAGGAAGAAUGCAACGUCCUCGUCAGAAAUACACCCGGUCCACAUUGCGAAGUUCAACCCUAUCUCUCCCAGUCAAAUCCUCGUGGUAUCGGCCACGCCGCAAGCAAAGGUCCUUAGCCGCGAUGGUGAUACUCUGGCCGAAUUUGUUAAGGGAGACAUGUAUCUUCGAGACAUGAAAAAUACAAAGGGCCAUAUCUCCGAGGUCACGAGUGGAACCUGGAGUCCGUCGGAUUAUAACCUGUGUGUCACGGCUGGGACGGAUAGCACGCUACGUAUCUGGGAUGUCAAUGACCCGAGAAGCCAGAAAGAGGUCAUUGUACACAGGUCAAGAGCAGCGGGGUCUGCUGGUAGGAGCAGGAUGACUGCUGUUGCCUGGGCAUCGCCUGCGCAGGGCGGGCCGAAUGCACUGAUAGCAAGCGCUCUUGACGGGAGCCUUGUUAUGUGGGGAGGUGAUGGGCCCUUCAACAGGCCUAGCGCUGAGAUUAAAGAUGCACAUACAAAGGAUACCUGGACCAGCGGGUUAGAUAUCAGUCCGGAUGGGCGACUGAAAGUUCAAACAACCUAUAACGACGGUCUCGCAUGUAUCCGGAUCGAAAUUCUACCCUACAUCAAACAUACAGUUCUCUCCGAGCGGGAGCUAACAUCGUCACGGGGUUCUGAGGACCGGACAUCUGCAUAUAUUGAAUCCUGCUACCCUCAAACCCCGAAAAUGGUCACUCUGGUCACACCGGAUUCUCCUCUUAUUUCUGUAUAUUGGCACGAAAAGCUCAAUCAGAUCAUCACCGGCUCUGCCAAUGCAGAAACGCAUCUGCUAUAUAACCCAUCUCUCUCGCAUAACGGAGCACUUAUGAUAAUGUCCAAAGCACCGAAACGGCGCCAUGUUGAUGACGACCCGAACUUUACCACAGAUAUCUCUCUCGGUUUCUCGGGCGAGGGUAUCGUCAACGGCAGCGGAAUCGCAGCAGCCACCAGUUUUGCUGCCAGACAUCCUACCGUCGGACUCACGGCUUCUGGCCGGUCAAGAGACCCACGUCGCCCUCACGUACCUGCUCAGACGCCUUUUGCUAAGAGCCAGCCCGAUGAGAAGCAUAUCAAGGACAACAUACCUCUCAGUUCGAUGAGAGAUGAGGAUCCCCGUGAGGCGCUGCUCAAGUACGCGGAAGCAGCUGAAAAGGAGCCGAUAUUCACGCAUGCGUGGAAACACACUCAGCCAAAAACCAUUUAUGCCGAGCUGAGCGAUGACGACGAAGAGGAGGAGAGCAAGAGGCCAGGCCCUGAUAAGAAGAGGAUAAAACGGAAUUAUUAG
This is a messenger RNA of Microsporum canis CBS 113480, 1725 nucleotides long. RefSeq names its product WD repeat protein. Bases 1 to 1725 code for a protein of 574 amino acids. Lineage: Eukaryota; Fungi; Ascomycota; Eurotiomycetes; Onygenales; Arthrodermataceae. The record is from RefSeq and is a predicted model, not a curated record. The transcript is spliced from 2 exons. Gene Ontology annotation, molecular function: protein binding. Gene Ontology annotation, biological process: regulation of DNA double-strand break processing. Gene Ontology annotation, cellular component: nucleus; site of double-strand break.